AUGACAAUAUCUACUUUCGAUCACGUGUCUGCGGGGCGACUUAGACGGAUUGCGCGUCAUCUCGCCUUCCCAAAUUUUUCCCUUCUGCUGCAGCUCGAAUCCAAAACAUCUAUCUAUAGUGGCAAGUGUGUAGAGAGAAAGAUGUUUAACUCGGUGAAUCUGGGCAACUUCUGCUCUCAGACGCGCAAAGACCGGACAUCCGAGUUUGGGGACAGGACGGGCUGCACGUCCAAUAUCUACCUCCCCAGCUGCACCUACUACGUUCCCGAGUUUUCUGCCGUCUCCUCGUUUCUUCCACAGGCCCCGUCCCGUCAAAUCAGCUACCCUUAUUCCACAAAUCUGUCUCAAGUACAACCGGUACGGGAAGUUUCAUACGGCUUGGACCCUGCUAGUAAAUGGCACCACAGAAGCAAUUAUGCUUCGUGCUACUCGGGAGAGGAUCUUGUGCAUAGGGACUGUCUUCCACCAUCCACCAUGACAGAAAUGCUUAUGAAGAACGAGAGUGUGUACAGCCACCACCAUCAUCAUCACACCCAUCCGGGCUCCAAUCACCCCUCCACAGGCUUUUACUCCGGUGUUGGGAAAAAUAACGUCCUCCCGCAAGGUUUCGAUCGCUUUUUUGAGACCGCAUACUGCAGCAGCACGGACAAUCAGUCAGACAAUUGUUUACAAAAGGGCGAGGGGGGGAAACUGGAAAGCGACUCCCAACAGCAGCAGCAGCAACAGCAGCAGCCCACAGCCUCUGUUCCUGGAGCCUCGGAGCAGGAAAAAGACCCAGACGAUGAGGAAGAACAUACAAAUUCAGGGUCUUGCACUUCUUCCUCCGCAACAACCAAGGACGGCAACGCCAACAAGAGCAGCCACUCGAGCGUUCCUCGAACAAGGAAGAAGAGGUGUCCUUAUUCCAAGUUCCAGAUUCGAGAGCUGGAGCGGGAAUUUUUCUUUAACGUUUACAUUAACAAAGAGAAAAGGCUUCAACUUUCCCGAAUGUUAAACCUCACCGACCGCCAAGUUAAAAUUUGGUUUCAAAAUAGAAGAAUGAAAGAAAAGAAGCUGAGCAGAGAUCGCCUCCAGUACUUUUCUGGAAACCCCCUUUUGUGA
Messenger RNA from Melanotaenia boesemani (Boeseman's rainbowfish), 1101 nucleotides. RefSeq names its product homeobox C11a (gene hoxc11a). Gene Ontology annotation, cellular component: nucleus. NCBI's taxonomy places the organism in Eukaryota, Metazoa, Chordata, Actinopteri, Atheriniformes, Melanotaeniidae. Gene Ontology annotation, biological process: regulation of transcription by RNA polymerase II; anatomical structure development. Gene Ontology annotation, molecular function: RNA polymerase II cis-regulatory region sequence-specific DNA binding; DNA-binding transcription factor activity, RNA polymerase II-specific. The record is from RefSeq and is a predicted model, not a curated record.